Penicillium angulare is the source of this 888-nucleotide messenger RNA. RefSeq lists its product as uncharacterized. Lineage: Eukaryota; Fungi; Ascomycota; Eurotiomycetes; Eurotiales; Aspergillaceae. Gene Ontology annotation, biological process: lipid catabolic process. Gene Ontology annotation, molecular function: triacylglycerol lipase activity. The record is from RefSeq and is a predicted model, not a curated record. The transcript has a single exon. The coding region runs from base 1 to 888 and encodes 295 amino acids.
AUGGGUGCUUUGGAUGGCAUGUACGCGGUAUUAAAUUUUAAAGACACUUUGGGUCUAACAAGCGACAACCCAAUGGUCGUCGGAAUCGGCGACUAUGGCGGUGCCCUUGCCACAGGCUGGGCUGCCUCUUUGCAGCCGACGACCUAUGCUCCAGAGCUGGAAAUCAAAGGCUGGGUGCAGGGUGGCACCCCAUCAAAUCUCACAGGCUCACUGGUCUUCAUCGAUGGCACAAAAUUCGCUAGUUUCUUGCCCACUGCCGUUGUUGGAAUUUCCACCCCGAGCACUUACGGUGCUUCAUUGGCCCCAGUCAUCGAUAGGGUUUUGACAGCGAAAGGCAGAAAGAUCCUUGACUUCGCUGCAUUUAACUGUGCCGUUGCAAACCUGCUGAAUCUUGCCGAUCAGUCGCUAUUCGACACUAGUCUCCAAACCCUGGGCAGGGGUCUCCUCGACGAGCCCACCGUUAGUUACGUCAUGGGCCAGAACACAAUGGGCGUGAACCAAACGGAGACCCCCACGGUGCCCGUCUUUGUGUAUCACGCUACCAAAGAUGGGAUCAUCCCGUAUAGCAACGCGUCGACCAUGGUCGAUUCGUGGUGUAACAAUGGAGCCGAUGUCAAAUUCACCACUUUCGGCAACGGGGGUCAUGCAACCACCAAGGUCAUCGGCCUGCCGGAUGUUGUCAAGUCCACCGAGGCUGCUUUUGCUGGGACCAUUGAGAGCAGCUGUUCUGCCAAUACCGAAUUGAAUAGCCUGCUCAACCCUAUCGCUCUUGGAGUCGAGCUGGAGCCUAUUCUUACGAUGCUGCUCCAAGUCUUGGGUGAAUUGGGCAAGGGAUAUUUCAAUAUCAAGCAGAAUCUCAGCGUACUUCAGAAGAAUGUUUCCCCAUGA